Messenger RNA from Acanthaster planci (crown-of-thorns starfish), 1573 nucleotides. Its product is annotated as protein chibby homolog 1-like. NCBI's taxonomy places the organism in Eukaryota, Metazoa, Echinodermata, Asteroidea, Valvatida, Acanthasteridae. The record is from RefSeq and is a predicted model, not a curated record.
AUAAUCGAUUUAAAACAGUCGUUGUAAAGGCUCGAGCAACGGUUUGGGGAAUUUUGUCAUUUUUCUGCGAGUCGAUCGAGUCCAGGUCGUAGGAUGUGUUGUUUGUAAUAAAACCUGCUUGAAAAUUGGAUUUUGCCUGCUAUAUUAUUCCCAGAACACAAUCCUGCUAGUCCUAGUAGCUACUCCGGUCACCGAUGCAAAAUGCCACUUCUCCCUGGAAACAAGUUCAACACCAAGAAGACCCCUCCUCGACGAUCAUUGUCACUCAACAACCUCAACAAGCUUGAGAGUUCCAUCCGAGAGGAAGAGUACGGCAUAGACUAUGGCCAACCGGCCAUGCGUAUUGCGGGCCAGGUUAUUAAAUUUGACACAGAAAAUGGCAUCUGGAUAUCAGAAAAAUCUGGCAGCAGUGGCGGCGUCAGCCAGAAGGAAUUCAUCAAACUUAGGAAGCGGAACGAGUCACUCGUUGAGGAGAAUAACCUGCUAAAGCUGAAAAUCGAAAUACUGCUGGACAUGCUGACAGAGACAACUUCUGAGAAGCAGGAACUGGAACAAGACCUGGAACACUACGGAUCAGGAAGCAAGAAAUCAAACAGAAAAAGAUGAUUACAGACCAAAUUAAGUUGACUGUUGACUGAGAUUGGAGGUGGGUGUCACCCAACAAGGAACCUCUGCAAAUGCUCCUAGCCCAUGGGAAUAACACCAGUUUUGUUACACUGCUUCUGCACUUGGACUUCAAUACUAAUUUGUAUGCAACAAAGAUUGUCACAGAUGGUCUAGUAGCCCCUGGCAAUUAAUAGUUUAUUCCAUCAGUGAUUAGUGGCACUCAUACUCACAUGAGUUACCUGAUACCUUGUGGAGCUACCAACUCAUAGGAUUAUAUCAUAUUGCCAGUGUUGAAGUACCAAGACCAGGACUCAUGCGGAAGUACUGGCAUUACACCAAGCAGUUAACGGCAAUACUCCUGAGCCAAGAGAACGAAGUAGUGAACCAGUGUUGGAGCUUAAAGGUUUUUCUUCUUUUCUUGUUGUAUUUACCUGUGACCUGUGUUCUACUUGAUUCAAGUGUUAAAUUACAAGUGUGUCCUGUUUUGUAUUCAAGGUUGUGUUUUUAUGGACUUCAGAAUAACAUCAAGCAGAGUUGAAAUAUGUAUUUAUUUUUAAAGGCUACUGAAAUGAGAUUUUGCUCAGUUUUUCCAAAUUCCUCAUUAUUUGCAGUUGAAGUAAUUAAGCGUUUACAUGAAAGGUUAGCAAACACUGCUGCUUUCUGAUAAUUUUCCCUUAGGAUUGUACAGUGUAUCAGUAACCUUGGGAGUUUGAUCAACUGACAAGGAAACUGUCAUUACAAAAAUAUCCCACAGGACUCGAAGGACAAUUUGUAACUAAGUUUACAAGCUGUAACAGGUGACAACCAAGAGAAAAGUACUUUACCAAGUGAACAAUUAGAAAAUGUAAAUUUUGCAAAGUUCCAAGCUGUUUCAACUUUGUUAAAUUAAAUAAUUAACCUUGUAAAAAUGUAAAGUUAUACAUGUGAAUGAUUUGCAGAAUCAUUAAAGUAAAAUCUCUCGAAACAA